AGCCAUCUUGUUUUUUUUAUCCGUCCUAAACCCGUUGACCGAGCCAGAGGAAACAACCACAGAUGACACUAUAUGUACACCCUAUCAACCUGAAAUAAACACAUCUGAAUAUUAAAACAUAUUUAUCAUCGACGGAAUAUACACGCCACCCAAAACAGUGCGCGGUUGGAUUUAUUUUUGUAACAUUGUGGCUGGUGCCAUAAAUGCGUUUUCUCUGUGUACAUUUUCUCCGGUGUAAGCUAACAUGAAUGGAGGAUAAAUGUUGCCGAAAGCUGACAGCGGUGGUUUUGUGCUUCUCCUCUUUUUUCUGACAUUAACAGGUCCACGGCUUGCUCUGGCCAGACUGUUGUCAGAGCUGCGCUGCAGUCCAAGCCAGUUUGCUUGCCGGAGUGGAAAAAUGCAGUGCAUCCCUCUGUCCUGGCAGUGUGAUGGUUGGACGGCCUGUGAGGACAAAAGCGAUGAGAUAGAUUGCCCUACAAUUAAAGAGGAGAGGUAUCGUUUCAGUAAUGGGUUUGAGCCGGUGGAGGAUGUUAUGGGUGUCGCUCAGCCAGUGCGCUUCAACAUGAAGUGUCCGAGCGGCUGGCACCAUUAUGAAAAAACAGCAAGCUGUUAUAAAGUGUACCUGAGGAGCGAAAACUACUGGCAGGCGGUGGAAACCUGCCAGAAAGUCAACGGCUCCCUCGCUACGUUCGGCACCAACGAGGAGUUGCAGUUCAUCCUCAAAAUCGAGGUGGAUUUUGACGAGAAAGUGUGCGAACGAAAGGACCAGUGCAAGUUCUGGGUGGGAUAUCAGUAUGUGAUUACUAGCCAGAAUCAUUCUCUGGAAGGCCGUUGGGAAGUGGCGUACAAAGGAUCCAUGCAGGUGUUUUUGCCUCCGGAGGGGCUGGCUAACUUCGGUGAGGCAAAUCCCACCCAGGACAACGUGUUCUGUGCUCAGUUGCAACGCUUUCAGAUCAAGAGCAUGAACGAGCGAGGCUUGCACAGCUGGCAUGCUGAAAACUGCUACAAAAAAUUCCCUUUCCUCUGCAAAAGAAGGCAAACAUGUGUAGACAUCAAAGACAAUGUAGUGAAUGAAGGCUAUUAUUUCACACCUAAAGGGGACGACCCCUGUCUGAGCUGCACUUGCCACGACGGCGAGCCAGAGAUGUGUGUGGCUGCCCUGUGUGAACGCCCACAGGGCUGUCAGCAUUUCCGCAAGGACCCCAAAGAGUGUUGCAAGUUCACCUGCUUGGAUCCUGAUGGCAGCAGUUUGUUUGACUCUAUGGCCAGUGGCAUGCGUCUCAUCGUGAGCUGCAUCUCGUCUUUCCUCAUCCUCUCUCUGUUGCUCUUCAUGGUGCACAGACUGAGGCAGCGGCGGCGAGAACGCAUCGAAACCCUAAUCGGAGGCAACCUGCAUCAUUUUAAUCUGGGUCGGAGGGUUCCUGGAUUUGACUACGGGCCGGAUGCCUUUGGAACAGGCCUGACGCCUCUACACCUCUCCGAUGAUGGUGAGGGGGGUGCAUUUCACUUCCAGGAGCCACCACCCCCUUAUGCUGCUUACAAAUACCCAGAUAUUCACCACCCUGAUGAUCCUCCACCUUCGUAUGAGGCCUCCAUCAACCCAGACAGCAUCCUCUAUAUGGACCUCGGGCGGACCAGAGUUCCUCUAGCGACCGGGCAUAUGAGCACCGCGGCCGACUGUCUCCAGAGGGAUUUUUCCGAGCAGACGCCCGCCCCACCACAGCUCCUGGAAGAGCGCGAGGACUCCAUCGACAGCAGCACCCUACUGGUGUCUCCAGACUCUCCAAGCGAAUCAGAGAACAGUAUCACACAGAGCUCCACCGCAGACUGCACCAGUGGCCCGUCACUGAGCACCGUGGUAUAGAGAAGGAGAAAUACAGAGAUCAGAAAGCCGCACAUGCCGAGACUGGUCACUUCACUAGGAAUUAAGGCAUUGGAGGCUAUAGGACUCAAUAACACUUUGGAGGUUCAGAGUGGAGACUUUAAACUCUAAAGAAAGACUAUUCAAGUUUGUUUUCAUCGGGUAACCCUCUGUUUUUUCAGUGUGAGCAUCACAUUGUGUAAAUACUUCCUUCGGCCCUUGAUUGAGUUCUCCAUUUCGUCACUUAAAAGGAUAGUUCACCUAAAAAGAAAAUGCGGUCAUCAUUUACUCAAUCUCAUGUCUUUGGAAACCCAUAUAACUUCCAUGGAACACAAAAUAAGUUAUUAAUAGCAAAAUGUCCACGCUGCUCUUUUCCAAACACUAAAGUGAAUGGUGACUGAGACUGAGGUUAGGAAUGGUUUCAAGUGAAUAAAGACUUAAAUUUCAGUCUGUUCCUGACACAAAGUGAAUGCUCUUAUAUCUUAAGAAGACUGGGAAUACAGUACAAUUCACAAGUUGUAUGGACUAUUUUUAUGAAAUUUUUAUGGUGCUUUUUGCCCUUUUAAGAGCUUGACAUCUCCUGGUUACCACCCACUUUCAUUGUAUGGAAAAGAGCACCAUUAACAUUCUGCUAAAUAUCUUUUGUGUUCAAAAGUCAUACAUGUUCAUAACAACAUAAAUUAUGACAAAAUGUGUUGUUGGGUGAGCUAUUCCUUGAACUUGAUAUAAGCUUACUCUGAUACACAUUCGACUCUCUCACUCUUUCUGUCUCUCUCUCUCUCUCUGAGGUUUACACUGGCAUGUGUCAAUCACCUCACUUUGAGAGAAUGAACUGCUUGAUGAAAAGACAUUUAGGCCUUAGUGAUGUAGUGACACAGACCUAACAUUCUCACAGAAAUUGCACACAGAGUGUCUGUUUUCCUGGCACGAAGAAGCUAUUUUUCCUUGACUUAAUCUGCUCUGUCCAAACUGACCCCACCAAACCCUUUCUCAGGCUAUUUUGGGUGGUUUUCGCCUGCCCUCCUGUAUUCCUAACACCUGCCCUGUCCAUAUGUCUCUGAGAAGUGUAAAGGGGCGUAUACAUGAACAGCAAUUUCCAGUGAGCAAUUUCCAGCGCGAUGAGCAACAGAGACCAUGGCAAAGCAGCAAAGUUGAAACGGAACUCAACUUUGUGCGAAUUAGCAUCGACGCAAAGCGCCAACUACUAGUUGGAGUUCAGACAGUGAUCUGCCGCCGGAUAAAUUUCGAUACUAGAAACCAACCACACAAAGACAUCCAGUGUUUUAAUCACUGUCAAUGUGAACGCCCCUUUAAAGGAUGGAUCCGUUUGGAUGUGAGCAAUAUUGUGUCCUUAUCUGGAUUUUGUGAUGUCUGGUUUUUACAUUUUUGUCUGUUGGAUCAGUAGCUCAAACUUGAAAAAUGAAGAAACUUUGCGGUACAAAUUUUUUUCGGUCAGCAUUCUGCUACGACUUUUAAAUAUCCUGCUGUGACGUGGCAAUGCAAAUCCAUUGCGGAAAUUUUUGGAAUGUCACCAUUAACCUUGAAGCAUUUGCUAUUCUUUUGGGAGGCGUGCUUCUUUAAAACAGACUUUGUUGUAUUGUCACAGUGAUUGAUGUUAUAUUUGCUCACCUCAAAAAAGGGGUGAAUCUCAUGAAUCCCACGGGUCAUAAUUUUGCCCAAAAUAAAAAGGAAAAAAGUGAGAAAUUAUAUUUUGCAUAAAGUAAUUGAAGCUGAUUUUUAGAACCAUUAAGAUUUAUUGAAUUGUGACAUUAUUUCUGUGGCAAUCAGGGCUGGACUGGUAAUCUGGCAUACCGGGCAUUUUCCUGGUGGGCUGGCACGCUUUGGGGCUGAUCAGGGGUGGACUGGCCAUUGGGAGAACCGAGCGGGCCUUUGGGUCGACCGUGGAAUGGGCCGUGAUAAGCUAAUAUGAGCCGCUGCUUUAUGCAGAACAGACCACAAAAGGGCGCCGCGAUAUGCAGAACCCCACAAGUUUUGGGCCAGAUGCCAUGUAAAAUCCCGAGCGGAUUUCUCUUCCCAGUCCAGCCCUGAUGGCAAUUAAGCAAACAAUGAAGAGCAAAGUGCUAGUAAUGUCAAGAUCACAGGUUUGAUUCCCAGGGAACAUGCAUUCCGAUUAAAUAUAUACCUUAAAUGCACUACAAGGGCUGUUCAGACCAAAUGCAUUCUUACAUGAAAAUAGAUAAAAGCAAGACAGCACAACAAUUAGAACACUGGUGUCUCGAGUCGUGUUUUUAAAAGUUGAAGUAAUUUUUAACUUGACAUGGCGUCUUAAAAAAAGUGUGCUGAGAACUGUAAAAUGUGUGGACGUUAACAGAAAAACUAUUGAAAAUCAGCACAGACGGACGCAAAAAUGUGUUUGGUGUGAACGCCACUUCAGUCGUUUCGGAAUAAAGCAUCUGCUAAAUGUGUAAUUGUAGUACAUGUUGUCCUUAAUCUAAUAAUUUUAAUAAUAAAUAGUGUCCAAAUUCCUGAUGGGAUGAUUUUAAUUACUGUAUAACAAAAAUGAGUACGACAUUUAAUUUUGUAUUACCGUACUGUAAUAAGAAAUUUGGGGGAAAUACUUAUGAUAUUGUCAUAAUGUCACAAUGCAAAAAUGUUAAUUGUCCUAAAAACAGGCUUCAUUUUCUUCAAGGAAGAAUUUUGUAAUGAAAUAUGACCUGAUAGCUCCUCUAUGAGAUUUACCCAAAAAGUGAGGCACUAGUUACAUUUAUUUACAUUUUUGAAUUCAGAAUGUAUCCGCUCAGUUAGAAAUCUGAUGAUGAUUUUGUAAUAUUCUCCACACAUUUUUGCCUCUUAAUCCGAUCUAAAAGGUAUGUUGAAGCAAAUACGGUGUUUGAAAUAUCAAUUUCAUCUUGUUCCUGAGUUUAUAGUAUUUAAGUGUCUAGAUUUUGCUAAGAUUAAUUAUGAGGUUUGCAUUCAUGGUUGGUCUGUUGGUGUGACUGUUGUGUGCGUAUGGUUCCCUUUUUAAUUUUCAGUAACCUUAAGUCAAGUACUCUGAUCUGAAUAUUGUUCCGAUGCAAGUUACAAACACGUUCACCAAUUGUUACUUGACACUAAGUAAAUGUGAGGGUAUAUUUGCACAUAUGAACUUAGAAAUGCAUACUAUGUAAGAGCAAAACUGUUCCGUUUUCAUCUUUAAAUAAUUUUCAAAACAGACUGUUCAUUUCCUAAAAUUUUCCAGUUAAUGAAACAUGUUAUUAAUGAAAUGCAUAAGCUAUGUAUGAACCUGCGGGAUAGUUUGUUUUAAAAAUAUGUACCUAUGUGCAUCGUUUCUGGAACAUGCCAAAUUUUAUACAAAAAGCCCAUACUAAAGACAAUCAGGUGUUUCUGAUAAAGCUGAAGUCGUUGUGGCACAUUAAAAGGCACACAAUUCAACUCUAUUGGGCUCAAAGUACAAAGACAAAUUAAUGUGAAUUUUCCUGAUAGAUCCCUUUUACUUUGCUAAAGAUUUAUUAGCCAUUUGACACUGUGUCCAGCACCAACAUUAUUGAGGAUCUGACACUAGAGAUAAUUCCGAGCAGCUAGGAUCAUGUACAUUUCACUGUACAGUCUUUAUUAUUAUUUUAUCUAGCAUUUAGUUCACCCAAUAAGUUAAUUCUGUCAUUUACUCACCCUCAUGCUGUUCCAAACCUGUAUGACUUUCAUCUGCAGAACACAAAGGAGAUGUUUGGCAGAAUGUUAAAGGACAUAAAUAUUGAUCUGUAUUUCACCCACAUCUAACAUAUGACUUCAGAAGAUGUAGAUGUAACCACUGGAGAAUUAUGGGUUACUUUUAUGCUGCCAUAAUGUGCUUUUUGGAGCUUUAAAGUUUUGGUCUCCAUUUACUUGCAUUUUAUGGACCUACAAAGCUGAGAUAUUCUUCUAAAUACCUCUUUUUGUGUUCAGCAGAAGAAAGCCAUACACAUGUGGGAUGGCAUGGGGUGAGAAAAUCAUGAGAGAAUUUUAAUUUGUGGGUGAACUGUCCCUUUAAGCACUAACAGGCUCAGUCACCAUGUACUUUCGUUGCCUUUUUCCCAUAGAGUGAAAUUGAAUGGUGACUGAGGAUAACAUUCUGCCUAAACACUCCUUUUAUGUUCACUGAAGAAAUUCAUACAUGUUUGAAACAUCACAUGAGUAUGUGAUGAUAGACUUUUUAAAUCUGGGGGUGAAAAUAUCCCUUUAAGUCUCAUCAGCACAGACAGUCCUGUGAACAUAAGUUUUUAUUUUCUAGUGUGUGUGUGUGAAAUGUAAGUGUGUGGAUUGGUUGAAGGUUUGCAGACCUGUGGUUGCAUGUUUUACUCUUUUUGAGCAUGCAGAGAGAGUUGUACUCCUCUGCUGUUGGACUCUUCAUUUCUGCUUUGCUUGUCUACAAAAUGAGGACGGUACACAUCCUAUUCCUUGCAAUUGCUACAUUUGCAUAAUUGUUUUUGAAGUAGAUAAUUUCUUCUAGAUAGACUUUGGUGGAACAAGGGAAAAAAAGCAUUAUAUUUUAUUUAGAAUGCAACGGUUGAUGGAUUUUAUUGUCAAAUUUCUUGACUUUUUUUUUAUGUCAUAUACUGCUUUUUUGUCAGGGAUUUUUGGUUUCACUCUUAAGUAGAUGUACAUCUAAUCAAAUGCCAAAUAAAUUGUACCAUGAAGGACGAA
Molecule: messenger RNA, 6502 nt
Organism: Xyrauchen texanus (razorback sucker)
Lineage: Eukaryota; Metazoa; Chordata; Actinopteri; Cypriniformes; Catostomidae
Product: integral membrane protein DGCR2/IDD-like
Exons: 11
Coding region: 260-1864 (534 amino acids)
Cellular component (GO): membrane
Molecular function (GO): protein binding
Source: RefSeq, a predicted model, not a curated record